AGAGUAGCUGCCAAAGGGAAUGUACUUUGAGGUACUAAACUUGCUGCAGCUUCAGUAGUGGAACAGUAAUCUACAAGAAACUAAGCAAAUUUGAGGCUGAUCAGUACUUGGAUGGGAGACCACUGGGGAAUGCCAAAAAUCUCCAGUUUUGGUUGAAGACGGUAUCCAGGGAACCCAUCUCUUUCUCUGGGAGAUACAUGCUGUUUGCUAAGAUUGCUUCCACAGUAACAUGCACAUCCUGUUUACAUCUUCACUGGAAGAACUUGGGCUUGGCUAGUUUCACCUGCUUCACCCUGGGAGCUACAGAAAAGGAAGUCCUCUGCUCACCCUCCUCUCCAGCCGGGCUGCUUUAGACAAGAUUCUCUCCUCUCCUCUCUCCUCACUUCCAAGAAGUGUUGUUUGUGAUGCCCUGCAAACUGUAGAAGUCAGUUGCUUUCUGUGAGGAGUUGAAAAGUUGACAGUGCCUGUUCUUGUUUCGUGGAGGACAAAUACAGAAGUGAAAACGUAGCAUCCAGUGUUUUGCGUGUGGCUUUUGUUGAAUUCACUCAGCCAAGAUGACGAACAAUUCUGCAGAUCACCAUCCUGGGAAUUCUAUGGCUGAUGGCAGCCAUGAGGGAGAAUUUGGUUGCUCUGUUAUGGAGCUCCGGAACCUCAUGGAGCUUCGCAGUGCCGAAGCAGUGAACCGGAUAAAUGACAACUAUGGAGGAGUGCACAAUAUCUGCAAGAGGUUGAAGACCUCACCAGUAGAAGGACUGUCUGGGAACCCUGCGGAUUUGGAGAAAAGGAGGCAAGCUUUUGGCCAGAAUUUCAUCCCACCCAAAAAGGCCAAAACCUUCCUGCAGCUAGUCUGGGAAGCACUGCAGGACGUUACAUUAAUCAUCUUGGAAAUCGCAGCCAUAAUAUCCUUGGGUCUCUCCUUCUAUCAUCCUCCUGGUGGUGACAAUGAAUCAUGUGGGGAAGCAAAAGGCAGCGCGGAGGAUGAAGGUGAGGCUCAGGCUGGAUGGAUUGAGGGGGCAGCUAUCCUCUUCUCAGUCAUUAUUGUAGUGCUAGUUACGGCUUUCAAUGACUGGAGCAAAGAAAAACAGUUCCGAGGCCUCCAGAGCCGCAUUGAGCAGGAGCAGAAGUUCACAGUCAUCCGCAAGGGGCAGGUGAUCCAAAUCCCCGUGGCUGAGAUCGUGGUGGGAGACAUUGCUCAGAUCAAAUAUGGUGACUUGUUGCCAGCAGAUGGGAUCCUGCUCCAAGGCAACGAUCUAAAAAUUGAUGAGAGCUCUCUGACUGGGGAAUCAGACCAUGUGAAGAAAUCUCUGGAUAAAGACCCCAUGCUGCUUUCUGGUACACAUGUGAUGGAGGGCUCUGGUCGAAUGGUGGUCACAGCUGUAGGCAUCAACUCACAAACUGGAAUAAUUUUUACUCUUCUGGGUGCUGGAGAAGGGGACGAGGAGAAGAAGGUCAAGAAAGGUAAAAAACCCGGAGCCCCUGAAAAUCGCAACAAAGCAAAAACUCAGGAUGGUGUGGCCUUAGAGAUCCAGCCACUGAAAAGCCAAGAAGGAGUAGAAAACGAGGAGAAGGAAAAGAAGAAAGUGAAGGUCCCCAAGAAGGAGAAAUCCGUGUUGCAAGGGAAGCUCACACGCCUGGCUGUUCAAAUUGGCAAAGCAGGACUGAUCAUGUCAGCCAUCACAGUUAUUAUCCUGGUGCUGUAUUUUGUGAUCGACACCUUUGGGAUUCAAGGAAGGUCAUGGCUGGCUGAAUGUACUCCCAUCUACAUCCAGUAUUUCGUCAAGUUCUUCAUCAUUGGGGUCACUGUGCUAGUUGUGGCUGUACCUGAGGGCUUGCCUCUUGCUGUCACAAUCUCUUUGGCCUACUCAGUGAAGAAAAUGAUGAAAGAUAACAAUCUCGUUAGGCACCUUGAUGCUUGUGAGACAAUGGGCAAUGCCACAGCUAUCUGCUCGGACAAAACUGGGACUCUCACUAUGAACCGCAUGACUGUGGUGCAAGCCUAUGUGGGUGACACUCACUACCGACAGAUCCCUGACCCAGAAGCCAUCCUACCCAAGACUCUGGACCUCAUUGUCAAUGGUGUUGCAAUAAAUUCUGCUUACACCUCUAAAAUCUUGCCUCCAGAGAAAGAAGGGGGUCUCCCACGUCAAGUUGGAAACAAGACAGAGUGUGCACUCCUGGGCUUUGUGCUGGACUUGAAACAGGAUUAUCAAGCUGUCCGCAAUGAAGUGCCUGAAGAAAAGUUGUACAAGGUCUACACCUUCAACUCCGUGCGCAAGUCUAUGAGCACAGUGGUGAAGAACCCAGACGGGGGCUUCCGCAUGUACAGUAAAGGAGCGUCUGAGAUCCUUCUGCGCAAAUGCACAAAGAUCUUGGACAAGAAUGGGGAACCACGAAUAUUUAAGGUGAAGGAUCGAGAUGAAAUGGUGAAGAAAGUGAUUGAGCCCAUGGCUUGUCAGGGACUGAGGACCAUUUGCCUGGCCUUCCGGGAUUUCCCUCCUGGUGCUGAGCCAGAUUGGGAUACUGAAAAUGAGAUCCUGUCUGACCUUACCUGCAUCACUGUGGUUGGCAUUGAGGACCCUGUUCGUCCUGAGGUACCUGAUGCUAUUCAGAAGUGCCAGCGUGCCGGUAUUACUGUCCGGAUGGUUACAGGUGACAAUAUCAAUACAGCACGUGCCAUUGCAACCAAGUGUGGGAUCUUGCUGCCUGGGGAGGACUUCUUGUGCUUGGAAGGAAAGGAAUUCAAUCGGCUCAUUCGCAAUGAGAAAGGAGAGGUGGAACAAGAGCAGUUGGAUAAGAUCUGGCCCAAGCUACGAGUCUUGGCACGUUCUUCACCCACUGAUAAACACACACUUGUGAAAGGUAUUAUUGACAGUACCAUCGGAGAACAGAGGCAGGUAGUAGCUGUGACAGGAGAUGGCACCAAUGAUGGUCCGGCCUUAAAGAAAGCUGAUGUUGGAUUUGCUAUGGGAAUCGCUGGCACAGAUGUGGCUAAAGAAGCUUCAGACAUAAUUCUGACAGAUGACAACUUUACCAGUAUUGUGAAAGCAGUUAUGUGGGGCCGUAACGUGUAUGAUAGCAUCUCUAAGUUCCUGCAGUUCCAAUUAACGGUCAAUGUAGUAGCUGUGAUUGUGGCUUUCACAGGCGCUUGCAUCACACAGGAUUCUCCUCUGAAAGCUGUCCAAAUGUUGUGGGUCAACUUAAUCAUGGAUACCUUUGCCUCAUUAGCUCUGGCCACAGAACCUCCAUCAGAGUCCUUGCUUCUGCGCAAGCCUUAUGGCCGCAACAAGCCACUGAUUUCCCGCACCAUGAUGAAGAACAUCCUGGGGCAUGCUGUGUACCAACUAACUAUUAUUUUCACACUACUUUUUGCGGGUGAGAAGUUUUUUGACAUUGACAGUGGCCGGAACAGUCCACUCCAUUCUCCACCCUCUGAACACUACACCAUUGUCUUUAACACUUUUGUCAUGAUGCAACUUUUCAAUGAGAUCAAUGCUCGCAAAAUCCAUGGUGAAAGAAAUGUCUUUGAAGCCAUUUUCCGAAACCCCAUAUUUUGCACGGUGGUGCUAGGAACCUUUGUUUCCCAGAUCAUCAUUGUUCAAUUUGGUGGGAAGCCAUUCAGUUGUUCUGGUCUCACUUUGAGCCAGUGGUUCUGGUGUAUUUUCAUUGGCGUAGGAGAGCUGCUUUGGGGACAGUUAAUUUGCACCGUUCCAACCAGUCAGCUGAAGUUCCUGAAGGAGGCUGGGCAUGGCACUGCCAAGGAGGACAUGACAGAUGAGGAGCUGCCUGAGGGUAUGGAUGAAAUUGACCAUGCUGAAAUGGAACUUCGGCGGGGACAGAUCUUGUGGUUCCGAGGCCUCAACAGAAUACAGACUCAGAUGGACGUAGUUUACACAUUCCAGACCGGCGCCUCCUCUUUACAGGGAGCCCUCAGGAGACAGCCUUCCAUCGUGAGCCAACACCACGAUGUAAAAAAUGUUUCUAGCCCAACCCAUAUCAAAGUGGUGAAUGCGUUCCGUAGCUCCUUAUAUGAAGGCCUCGAGAAACCCGAAUCCAGAAGCUCCAUUCAUAACUUCAUGACUCACCCCGAGUUCAUCCUGGAGGAAGAUGAGCCUCAGACACCAUUCCUAGAUGGCACCGAUGAAGACCUGGAAGCUGAAGAACUAAAUGAGCGAAGUGAGGAGAGCCUAGGCGAGUCCUCACCCCUCACCAAAAACAACAAUGCAGUGGACAGCAGUAUAGCUGAGGAUAACAUUCCAGAGCUAGAAAGCCCUUUACACAGCUUGGAAACAUCAGUUUGAACUCUGAACUUUGAUCUUUCUCCUCUUUCCCUCACCUCAUGCAACAUAAGCACCAUCAUCUGACCACAUAAUGCAUUCACUUCAUGGGUAGUAUGCCUAUUUCCUCCUCCUCCCCCCCAACACACACACAUCCCUUGUAUGAUUAGAUAGAUGCAGGAACCACAAAAUUUUUCUUUCAUACAAUAUUUGGUGGAGGUGGCUCCCUCAAGAGAGUAACCAUCAGUUUGAUGCAUCUUUUUCUUGAGCUGGGCUGCAAAUAUCUGUAAUAGUAACUUUUCUGUCAUUGAAUAUGUAUGCCCAAAGCUACAUGGUUCAGCCUCUCUCUAAAAGGUGUGCAUACAAUAUCUAUUCAUGCUGUUGUGUGGGGAUAGCUGGUGUUUUUACUUGCAAAUCAGAAUUCAGUAUAUCCUUGGGGAGAAGUAGAGUUGAAGGGGAACCUGAACCAGGUCCUAGAUAUAAAAGAACCCAGUCUUCCAUGGGGUUAGGGGUGGGGAACCUGAUUUUUAUCAUUUUUCUCCUUAUGUAUUUCACUGUUUAAAUAGUGGUAUCACCCACAGCAGAUUCUGGGUGAUUAGACAUCUUUAAAUGCUUUUUAAAUGAUGGAAUAAGGCCAAACAACAAGGAGAUAUGACAUUUUGCUGCGUAAAUGAAGUUAGGUGGUACAUAACUUUUGAUGAAAAGGAGUUGAAUAUAAAUUAAGAGAAAAUUGCUUUGGAAGUCUCUAUUAGGUGAGGGAUGUGAGGUGUCCUAUGUUUACAUAAAUUAUAUAUAAUUAUAUGAUUUCAGUUUUGCCAUUUUGACUACCAGGUGAGUAAGUCUUUGGUGUUGUAGGCAUCUCAGCCUCGUCCAAAGGAAGAGUGUGGCAUAAGUUCAAAUUAUAGUUGCUGCCAUGUUUUCAGAAGAGUUGUUAUGGGGGAAGGGACCGCCUCUUUGAAGAGUGCAAGAUAUAAAACAAUACAGCCAGGCCAACAUUAUUAAUACCCUAUCAUUUCCUGUAAAAUUCCCUGUGUUUUGCAUGUGGAAGAGUGAAAAUGUAAUGAAGAGGAGUCUUGAGUGCAGACACUUGAGUGCAAAAUGCAUUUAAAAGUGAGCUCUGUGUGUUGUGUUGGUUGUUGCACAAAGCAUCUUAAUUACUAAGAGCUGAGGUGCACCAAUAAAGCUUCUCUACAUUUCGCAUUAUUAGGAGUGCCUUCCCUAAACGGGCCUCCUUCUCUUCCCAAAACAACUGUUGCCACUCAUCUGUUCCAAAGUGGUGCUGACAAAAGUAAUUUGGUUCUUGUGCUGAACAGAGACUGAGACAGCCCCAUCUUGUUGCGUAUUUCCUAGUAUUAAGAUGACCAAAUUGUACGUUGAAGUUCAUAGCCGUGGAUUGAGCAUACGUGAGUGAUGGCCAUUUGUGCCGCAAGAGAAGUGUUGGGAUCCUCAGUUGUGAUACAGAGGCAGAAUGGCUCUUGAAACUUGGCAUGAACUCUUGAGUGGCUCUCAAAAUCCUUGUUUAAUGACAGGAUGCUUGGCUUGGAAAGUAUUGCCCAGAAGCAAUACAAAGAAGCCUAGUUGCUAGUAGCUGUAUUGAAAGCUUUGUCAUCCGGCCACCCUCCCAAUUUUCAAACAUGUACACCACUUUUCUUUGCUAGUGGCCUCUUUCCCCCCAAUUUCCUUCUGAAAAACGCACAGCAGAAAUUCCUGUGCCUUGCCUAAGCACUGCCCAAAGCACCGCCUGCCACACAGGAGCCCGGUUCUUUGCCAAGAGAUAAGUGUUCCUUAAACCAACAAAAAAUUAAAUGAAGUGUUUUGAUUUCUCUUUUCAGUUGAAAACCCCAUUCACUUUGUAGACUGGUCACUUGAUUUCGUAAUGCGUUCAAGGCAGGCUGAUGAAAAUGCCUUCUUAGCAGGUCUUUUAUUCCAACGCUAGCAUAAAGAGGACUUGAAUUCGGGCCUCAGCCGCCUGCCAGUAUCAAGGGUGUGUGGGAGCACCAAUCAUUGGCCAUCUUAAUUGCCAAUAGGAUAUCAUACCAUCCCCUGCCCCCCCUUGCUUUCCUUCCAGAUAAGUUCAUUUCAUUCCUUUCACUUGAACUGUACACAUCAAGAGGAAUUAUAAGGAGGGAAAUUGUCAUUGCUUGCUAUGUGACCUACAAGGUUAAGAAGAAAAAGAAAAUUGUUCAUUUCUGUUGUAAAGAUUACAUUGUUUCAAUUAUAAUUGUUCUAUUUUAAAUACUUGCAAAAACAAAGUGAUGGAGUUAGGAGUUUGCAUAAAUAUUUAUAAAUUGGGGAGGGGCACACCAAUUUUUUUUUAAAAAAUGUUUGAUAUUUCUUUAUUACCUCAAACAUGUUUUGGCAGAAGAAGUAAAGAAAACUGCCUGUAAUGGUCAGGUUGCAGUGAGGGGGUCUGACCUACAUUUUAGUCCAUUUCCCCUCUUUUUGGUUUGUCUAACUUCCUCAGUGAGGUUGGGGGGGGGAGGGAAAUAAUUAUAUAAAUAUUAUGCAAAAAAUAUAUAGUUUUCUUUAGAUCAGAAACAAAUAUUUUUAAGUCAGCCAUAUGUAUUUUGUUUAAAGGAAACAGAGCUGUGAGUUAUGUAACUGCAGUGGAAUGUAGUCACAUGGCUGGCAGUUGAAACAGUGAUUGGUGAGACUCCAGUCAGCUUCCUUUCUCUGAACAGCCAUCUUUGUACUAAAGUCAGUUGUGUUAUACAGAAAUGUUUUUUAUAUAAAUUAUGUUGACAUGGCUGGUUUGCUUAAAGUAUAAGUGUUUAUUGUGCAUACAUUUUUUAAAAAAUGUAAAAUAGGGUUGGGGAUUUUCUUUUUCUAUUUUUUGUUUCUAUGAUAAAACUAGCAGCAGUUGACUGGCUUAAGUUAUUAUGAAGCUAUAAAACACAUGGCUAAAAUGGAGUGCUGUGGAUAAAAUGUGUGAGCCUUGAUCUCUGGAUUCAUGUGUUGCACACACUCGCCAAAUAAAUAGCCAAGCUUGUCAAGUUCUGUUGAUGGUUGUGAUCACCUGUGCCGGGGAUGGAGAGAAAAAGGUGAACUUCCUUUCAUUUAAGUCCCCUUACUCUCCAUCUCACCAGACAGUUGAACAGCACUUUCAAAAAGUUGACUGCAUCAGCCAUCAUUGGAGGGGGGGGGAGAGAUAAAUAAACCCGGUCCAGCUGAGAUCAGCACACACUUGUCUCCCUUCCAAGUACAGGAUGCAAAUGGGGUUGCCCUCCAUGCAGCAUCUUUUUGUGUGCAUUUACAUAACAUCCAAGUCAGGAGAUCCACACAGAGAAGCACUCUCAUAUGUGUGGUCUUCCUUUGUUGGGUGGGAACAGAUUGUAAUUUCUCCGAAACACUAGGGGAUGGAAUGAACUUUGCAGUGAAUAAAGCAUGGUCAUGGGAGAGGGAAAUAGUUAAAAGUUUGUGCCAUGCCAUAGAGGAAAUGAGAUAAUAUCCUGUGAUAUGUGUUACUUUGCCUUGGAAUGCUUUGCUGUUGUUUUUUUAAGAAAACCAUCCCUGAUAUGAUUUUGCAUCCAAUUCUUAAUAGUAGGGAUUUAUUCAUUUUGUUAAAUAAAUUGGCAGACUGGUACCAAAGACAUUACAUCACUUUCAUGUGCAAUGAAGAAUAUCCAUUUCUAGGCAUUAGAAUUAUGUAAUUGGUUCUUUUUAUUAAGUUGCACAGGGAUCUGACUUAAUUUUUCAAACAUUUUGUGCAAUAAGUUUUGAGAAACUUGUUUAAAUUUUAGAACAUUUCAGGAGGAAAAGAAAUCAAACUGUAAUUUUAGCCAUGGGUAGUGACAAACAGAACUGCAUGCCACAGCCAUGCAAAGUGGUACUGUUAGAAUAGGAAUAGAAAUUCCUGUGUGUAAUUUCACGUCCUUCUUGUCACAGAGACCAGCACAGAUUCCCACUGGGAGUGGGCUGAACCUAAGUCCAUUGAAGACCUUCACUGAUGCCAAAUCACUGGCUCAUAUUUCAAAAAAAGUCUUAGAGAAUUUGUGUCUGUUCCAUGGCAUUCUUCCUGGGAAGAAAUUUUCAGGCCCAUGUUGGCUUUUGGUGAGAAUGAAGCAGAUAGUUCUAAUGGAGGCAAAUGUAACAAGAGCCACAGCUUUAAAGAGAAAGUGGAAGGUUGGCAGCUUCCAAAUGUUUCAAAUGGAAGUCUUUCAUGAUCAGCCUUCUACUCUUCCCAUUGGGUGUGGAGGUCAACAAUCAAGGUCUCUUUUCAUUUAGCAGAGUGCCUUGAUGGAUGAAGGGCAACCAAACUGUACCACAAAGAAGACGUUCUCUCUCUUAUCCAUGAUGCCUUUAGGAUAGCUUCACUUUUACAUCGCAGCCAAUAUAGCUACCCUCCUACUAUUGAUUCAUACUGUUUUGGUUGUGCUUUGUGAUGGCAGCAUUGCUACUGCCUAAUAGCAAAGGACCCUAUCUGCAAAUUCAUAUGCUGUUUUGUCACCUCAUGGCUAAAAUUAUUUGUUCACUUUUUUCCUACCUAUAAAUAAAUAUAUAUACAGUAUUAAAAUGAAUUGUUGUAUGUAUAUUUAUUUGAUUUAAAAGCUUUUCUAAAGAAGCAUGCAUAUAAGAACUUAGGUUUUCCCUUUUUUCCCCCCCAGUAACUAGUAUAAUACACACUGGUAUUUUUGUAUAAAAAAAGAAAAAAGUCAAAAGACUGAAUAUUAUGUGGUAUGCAUGACAUUUUAAAAAAAAUGGUGGUUUCAAAGCAAUAUGUACCCCUGGUGUGUUUGCCAUAUUCUAGAGUCUGCUUAAAAGUGCACCUGAUCUGUAAUUGCAUUUUGAUAUUAUUUAAUCUCUGUGUACAAUGUUUUGCAUGUAUUUAUAUGGUUCUUUGGAAGAUUUCCUUUGUUUGGGGGAGGUGCAAGAAGGGGGACAGGUUUUGGACAAUUCUUGACAAACCUCUUGUCAGAACGUUUGAAACUCCAAGAGUACGUAAUACUCCCAGUGGAAAAAAAAUGGGGAAAUCAAGCCAAUUUUUAAAAGGUGCAACAGUAAGGGAAAGGGAUACUGUUUUGAACUAAUGAAUCUUUUUUUCUUUUUUUCUUUUUCUUUUUUUGGGCUGUUGAGCAGAAACAAUGCGCGAGUGUGUUGAGAGAAUAAAUUGUGCCCGCUUGUAACCGUGCUGUCUUCAAUAUGUGUCCCACUAGUUUAUGAAGUCACUGAUCAUCUACUGAAGCUGAGAGGAAGGGUGGAUCUCAAAGUCAAGCUUGGAACAAAAUUAUAUUGUGAAAAUUAUGCUGAAUUUGGGUUUUUUUUAAAGCAAACUUAAUUUGAAUUUUUUAUUUAAAAAAAUUGAAAGAGCAGUGUGCAUAGUAGCUGCACAAAGCUUUCUGUAUCACUUCUGCCAUCUCUGAGCAAGGCCCAAAAGAUGCUAUUAAAUACUAGCCAGUGCUAAAGAUGCAUGCCGACGUAAAGAGAAAUAACUUGAAUCAAUGGAGGAAAGGCAGUGUGGUGAGUGCUUAAAAAAUAAAGUGGAUAUUUAAAAUCUUAGACUCACAAAACUGGAGAAGCAACAUGAGCAAAUGCUGGCAGCCUAAGGCCUUGGUCGUGUUCAGCUGAAAAUAAUUCUUAGGGGGUUUUUUUCUAUCACUUUAAAUUAGCUUUAGAGAAACAAAUACCAGUGGGUAAGCACAAAUAUAUAAGUAUCUUAUCUUGGUAAUUUAAUUGUUACCUGAAAUUAACUCUGAUUUUGCCAGGCCUGCAAGAUCUAGUACUGAAAAACUGGUUCAUGUAUUUUUUAUCUGAGCACUAUUAGAACAUAUUAUUGUGGUAUUACUUAGCAUUUUAGGCAAUAAAACAGGAAGGAAUGGGUGGUAGCCCCGCCUGCUUCAGUUGUGGCCUUCCUACACAGAAAAGAAAAAAAUGUGAAGAGAUGAGCCUGUACACAUGAGCAAGAACCUCUCUUCAAAUUUGCUGCUUCUCAUGCCAGGAAAGCACCACCAGUUGGGGGCAGGGCUAGCAUGUCCCCUUCUUGUCUUGGGUUAGUCAGCAAAAUUGCAAAUGUGGUAGGGACUGAGGAAACUCUACGUCUGGCAGAACAUGAGAUGUGAUUUAUUUUUUAAAAAAAAAUAUGCACACAGUGUGAUUAAAAGGUGCUUUGGAGAUUCAUAUGGUCUCAAUAUAUUUUCACACUAUCUCACCGUGUUUUCAUGAUGCACAAGUGUAUAAAAUAGACACAUGUCUUCCUCAGCUUUGGUGAAGUAACUGUUAAAAGUGAAUUGUCUGAAGUAACCCACAUAAUUCACCAAAUAGGAAUGUGUUUUAGGAAUUUCCUUUUUGUGAAAACCGUAAUUCUGUAAUCAAAUAUCUUCAAUAGGAAGAAUUUGGUCUUGUCCUUGAUCAUAGUCUCUUACUCAGUAUGAGAGAAUGGUUUGAUAUUGCAGUUCAUCACAGCAGAAUUUGAUGAGACAUUGAUUGUGAUUCAACAGUGUAGCUAAAUCUGGAAUUUGUUUAGCCACUGUGUACAUCAGUUCAAUAUUUGAAAAUAGCAAUGUGGCAGUAUAUAAUUUAUCAGAUACCUUUUCAAGAAUCUAGUCUGUGUUGUGCUGCUGUGCCCCUUGGAAGAGAGGUAAGUGAGGAAAGAAUUCUGAAUGUAAGGAGAAGCAUCCAAUGGAAGGGAAGAUUCUCCAAACGAAUAGGAAAAUCCAUAAGAUAUACAAAAGCUAGAACAGAGUACAGAUUGCUGCAUUCACAAUAAAAUAAACAGGAAAAGAAAUUCAGGGAUAAGAAAAUUACAUUGGUUGAAGAAGCUGUGAAAGCAGUUAGAGACAUAGUAUUUGAAAACUAUGGAGCUGGAAGGAACCCUGUGGAUAAUUGAGUCCAACCCCUGUCAAGGAAGAUUAGUGGGGAAUCAAACUCCCAACUAGAGAUGGGGGUAUUCAUAUAUGAAUAUCCCUGCACAGGUGGAAAUAACGAGGGUCCACUCAUUAUUUCGCCGCUGUCGCUGCCUCUGUGGAGGCUUCCUAUCGCACUGUUCUCAACAAUGGAUUAGGCACUCUCCAACCUAGAAGAGAGGCUUGUCAUCCCACCUCCUGCCAGGACUGGGUAAUCGAUUGCAGACAGUGGCGCUAUAGGAGGGUCUGACAAGCUCACAUCAGCGGUGAAAUCAUGAGGGGACAUUCUGGCCUCAUGGGGCCAGACCCUCGUUCUUUUCACCUGUGCGGGAAUAUCCGUAUAAAAAUGCCCCCAUCUCUACUCCCAACCUCUGGCUCCACAGCCAGGGACCUUAACCACUGAGCUAUCCAGCAGUUUUGUUUUAUCAUAGCAUCCAAAGUCGGAAUGGAUAUGAUGUCCAGUCUUUGGUAGAAGAAGAUAUUGUAUAGUCUUUAAUGAAACUGCUUAAAAAUUGUCCAGAAUCCUACCAGUCCCAUGCAGCAUACGUUGGCAAUUGUGCAGUUAAGCCAACCUCCACUGUCUGCUGGGCAUCAUGAUUCUCAGUCUCCUCUGGCAAAGGAAGUAACUGAGCACCCAGUUGUGUGAUGACUGGUGGCCGGCAAUGAGAGAGAAAACCCUGAGUAGUCCUUUAUGUGCUCUGGUUUCCGAAGUCCAUAGAAAAUAUGUUUCUUUAAGGCAGCCUCCUGUUUAGCUAAGAGGUGUGCAGGUAAAUGUUUUUAGGUGACAGCUUCCAGAAUUCCACAACAGUUUUUCUAUCUUAAGAAUGUUGGGAGUUGUAGUCCAAAAAAUACCAAUCUCCACACCUCUACCUGUGAUUCUGCAGGUAUUCUGUAUACUAUGAUGGAUGAGAGAUGGGAGCUGUAGGCUUGGGGGGGGAUUCCAACCACUGCUUUAAAUACCUUGAGCCCCACAGAAUCUUGUACAAGUGCUUUCUGUACACCCAAGUUGCCAUUUGAAUCGGGCUGAUGUAAUGCUGAAACAAAUUGACCCAUGUCAGUAAGUGUAUACAAUAAUAAGAGUUUUCAUUGUUCCUGAAAAACUAGCAGUGCGAUGCAUCUUAUUUGAGUCUUUCAAACUCCUCGGAUGAUGGUGGGAGAAGCACAGUCCUGUUAAAAUUUCACACAAAAUUCUUUUUAACAUUGCAUGUGUAAGGAAUCCUGGGAUGGUUAUGUAAGCCACACAACCAUCACCUUUGCUUUCAGAAAUGACAAGACAGAUAGUUUUUUAAAGAAACUGAGGUUACUCUAAUGUGCAGCGUAGAUGAGCAUUUUCCUGUCUUUGCUAUACUGCUGUGUAGAAAAAUGCCAAAUUACAGUUCACAGGAGCAUUGUCUAAUCUCUGUGGCCUCUGUGCUCUGUAGUUCUUGUUAAGUGUGUGUCCUGUGCUCCUCUUGUGCCAUAAUCUGGUAGAUGCAAAUGCUGCCUCUUUUUGUGUGCCUUUCAACCAGCCCACCACUGCCUAAUCUCAUGGUUCUGUCCCUUGUAGAAUUGAUGAUUCUCACAUUUUUGUAGCUGCUGUGUCUUGACUUGAACCAGGAGUGGCAGUGAAAUACAUUGGAGACUUCGAACCAUACUUGGGAAGGGCAUAUUGACACAGUUAGCUCUAUCACAUGGAUAGACGGGAAUAUGCUAAGAUCCCCUUGAGAUAUUACAUGCAUUUAUUUUAAAAGUGACACUAUGGUGAUGGCACCUCUUAGGAUUUUGAAGUUCAGACACCAGAGGUGUUAUCCAUCUGAAGCCAUUCGACCAUUAAUGGGCAUACAUGGCAGUUCUACACUGUGUACACGACAAUGCAUUAUUUGACGAGCCCCAUGUGUCACACACAAUAAUGAAACCAACUGGCAAUAGCCAAACUUGGGCAUAAAAUUUGAGAUGAGACCCCUUUAGAAAUUCAAAGCCAGGUUACAUAGUGGUCAGAUCUAAAAUAUUACUUUUCAAAAAUAAUCUGUAACUGCUUUCUCCUUACUAGGACAUUUAUUUACUACAGUAUUUAUUUAUUUAAAAUCUCAUCAGAAUGCUGGAAUCCACUGACCAGUAAGACAAAAGACACCUGAGUAGAGACACCACAUGGCCCUUGCAUUUAUAAAACUUAGUUUUUUAAAAAAAAUGUGAAAAGAGUGCCUUGCUCCAUUAAUCAUUGUGCAACACAUUUGUAACUAGUUGAUCCAGGCUCUGUUCAGUAUAGACUGUUAAUACAGUUCUGUAGAUCUCAUGCAAGUUAAUGUUUUCCUACAGUGGCAAAGCUAUCGACCCAAAGUGUUUGACAUAUCAUUUGCAUUAAAUGGGAUUGGCAUGUAAGUUUCCUGUGAGAUACAGCCCUGCUCUGAGGACCUUAGUAGUUCUUGAGAAAUGGAUCAUUCUUUUAUUAUUUAAAAAAAAAAUAAAAGUAUUUCAUACUGGUAUAGUGAAUAGGGAGAAAUCAGAAGGAUUAAGACAAACUCACGUGCUAACUUUCCCUAGAACCAACCCCAGAUGAUAUCUAUUGUGGAAAACACAUUUCUGAACACUUGAGGCUUUACUUCUGGUAGGAAUAGAGGAAAUGUAAGGUAAGGAAGGAUAACAGGAGAUGGAAUCUUCUAUUCAUAAGUCACUCCAAGAGAUAUCUUAACAGUCAGCAAUAGGGAAUCCCAAUCAAUGGGUUCAAUCCGAACAGUCAUAUUUUAAAGGAAAUAUCCUUGCUAAGCUUAAAGGUGCCACGUGACUGUUACAAGUCCUAGAGUACGGUAGAUCAAAUGAAAGAAAUGGGACUAUUGUGACAAGUUCUAUUCAUUUCAGUAGAUCUACCAUCCAAAUGUCAAAAUGGAAAGAACUGCUGACAUUCAUAACACUUUUCCAUUGUCUGCUUAAAAAUUUAAUGCUGAGUAAUCAAUGUCUUCCCUUUUGAAAGACAUGACAUAAUCUUUAGUCCUUCUUUGGCUAGUUGAUUAGCUACUUUCGGGCCUUGCUAUUACCUAAAUGAGCCCACCGGCAUCUCAGCCUGCAUCACAUAAAGUUAUAUGUGGUGUAGGUUUUUUUAAUUUAAUUUAAUUUUGCUUUAUUUUGAAAAUGACAUUGGUUCAAGAUACUUUGCUGGUUAAAACAGAAAUUGAACCCAGCAGAUCACUGCCUCACUGUGGCAAAAACAAUAAUUUAAAACGUGGAAGUGUCAACCAAGCAAAGCCUCAAUAGAUAUCAGUGCCAAGUGUUUACUGCCUCUGUCUGUAUGUCUGUUGCUGUCAUAUGGUCCUCCACAGUGUGUCGCUGACAAAUCCAGACUGAACUUGUGCAGGCAUCUGUUGUCCAUGGGCAAGCAUUUUUUUAAAAUCUAAUUGUAAAUAAAAAGAUACAAAAAUGUG
This is a messenger RNA of Pogona vitticeps (central bearded dragon), 14508 nucleotides long. The record is from RefSeq and is a predicted model, not a curated record. Lineage: Eukaryota; Metazoa; Chordata; Lepidosauria; Squamata; Agamidae.